Molecule: messenger RNA, 4424 nt
Organism: Ruditapes philippinarum (Manila clam)
Lineage: Eukaryota; Metazoa; Mollusca; Bivalvia; Venerida; Veneridae
Exons: 3
Coding region: 486-956 (156 amino acids)
Source: RefSeq, a predicted model, not a curated record
UUGGUAUAAAUUCUUUACGCUAAAGUUGUCAUUUACCAUUUUCUAAUAUUACUCUGUCUCAAGGUCGUGCAUUCUUUUCUGCACUUUACGGGUCCUUCACCUUUGAUAUAUCCCAGCGGCGGCGUGUUCUUAAGCUGUAAACCAUUGACAUUUUAAAUAUCGUAUAUCAAGGUGUCGUUUAUUUUAUAAAUGAUUACUCGAUGUUUUAUUAACUUGUCAAUGAACAACUGAUAAUUUAUAAAAAAAAAAACGCAUCGUUUGAUAAAAUGUUUGAUCAACACGAAAAGGGCUAAACAGUAAUAUCUUAAAUCUUAUUUUUAUCUCUUUAUAGAUGUUUUAUGAAUGAUAGAUUAUAAACAUGUCAUAUGAUAUAAUGAAAACAUUAUCAAGAUAAUAACCUAAUUUUCAGGAAGUGAUACUUAAAGAAAUUUUAAACUGUCAGAGUUGGAAGUAACCUCUUUAUGCGAAAUCCAUGAAAGACAAUAAUGGGAACUUUGUCUUCAGUCAGAAUGACUGGUAAAUGCACCGAUUUAAAAUCGGUAUCGGAAUUAAGUGUAAGAGGGACGGAAAUUAGUGACGAUUUCUUAAGCGUUGCUUGCGGAAGUGGGGUUUUUGAAUCAUUCGCAGCGUCUAUAUUUACAGGGGAUCGUGAUAACACUGUUCAAGAUUUGUGUGCUAUUUGUUAUGGUCAUCCUCAAAGAAUGAUUUCAUUUGCAACAUAUUUUUGCAAGCAAUGCGGUCUUCUGGGACGUUUCAUGUGUGAAAAUUGUUUACAUUACCAUAACAAGUUUACAAAGCAUGCAGACGUAAGGUCAUUGAAAGUUGCUGGAGCUAAAGCCAAUAGCUUUGACAAAUAUACAGAAUCGACUGACAUCGAAAAUGAAAACAGGGAAUUACAGAAAGAAGUUAAGGACUUGAGGAAACACAUAAAGAAAUUAGAAAAACGUCUUCAAUGAACAAAUAUAGAAUUAAAAUAACUGAGCUUCAAGCUUCAGGCAAGUCAUAUAUUUUUCACAUUCAUGCUCAUGGUAAGACAUUUGUUCGAUUUAUACGAAGCAAAUGAACUUCAAGAAAUCAGGGAGAUGCGAUUAGAAAAACAUGGUUUUAUUAAUGUGACUAAAUGAUUUCGAAUUACUAGAGUCUAUACAUCUCUAAGCACCAGCAGGUUGGGUGGUUGUGGACCCUGGUGUUGCUUAGAGUUUGUAACACUCGAUGUUAGCUAAAACAUCUUUGUUGUUAUGAUCUGAUCUAAAUUGUGUUGGUGCGGGGUAAAACCAACAAAACGAACAGUUAACAGAAAACAACAAUAAUUUUGAAGUAAGUGUUUAUUGUAAUAUACUUUGUUUAUAUAAGAAACCACGCAUAUAUAUCUUUAAGGUGGAACGCGACACUUUGCGAACUUUCGAGAAGCGUCUUGAAAAUUGGCAUGCAAAAACAUGACCAUAUUUCUGAUUGGGUUCCGUUGAUUUCAUUUCAAUAGUUUCAGUCAAUUUUUGUACACACGGCGUCAAAGUUGACCAUCAAAGCCCGUUUUUGAACAUGACGUCGUUGCGUAUCCUUGGCAACUGUUACAGGUAUUUCAACGCCAUUGGCGGACAAAAUAUCUUAAAUUCUACAGCAUCCGACGGAAAUUAUUUUUUCCUUUAAGCUGAUAUAAAGUUUAUCGUUUUACGCCGAAAAAUGUUUGCAAAAUGGAAAGAAAAUUGUGAAUUUUGUGUAAAAUUUGACGUUCAGUUUAGCCGCAAUUUUCGGCUUUAAAGCGGCUUAUUUAAAAAUUCCUGAAAUAAAUUUUUGAUUUUUUUCCUUAAAUGUACUUAAAAAUGUAAAAUUGGUCAAAAUAACUAAAAAAAAAUAGGGGGUCACAGACUCAAAUUUUUCGGUACACGUGAUUUCAUUUCCCCCACCCCUUGAAUAAUUUUGGAACGAAAUUCGACGUAUGUAGAUACGUUUCAGACUUCAAAGUGCGGCAAUAAUGUUCAGCUUAUCAGGAGAAUUGUUCAAGAGCUUUACUAAUACAUAUGAAACAACAACAACAAUGUUCCUUUGCAAAUGCUUAAAAUUUAAAACGAGACCUGGCGAUGAAAAAGCAUACGUGUAUUUAUAUUUAAAAUCUUAGCCUGGGAUUUAGGCGUUGAUAUUUUUGCUUAUUCAUAACAUACGCGCUAUUUUUUACGAGCACGUCGCAAUUUCUGAUUGAUAUAUACUCGAUUUUCUGAACAGAAGCAAAGACUGGAACCCAGACUAGUAAAGUCUAAAUACAGGAACAUUCCAAUAUAACGUGAAACCAUUGAGCAAAAAGGAACUGUCAGCAGUGAACGAAACUUGCUAGAUAUGUAACAACAAUUGUCUAACUAUCAUGGGCUUAUCAAGUGCAAUUUUAUUGAAUUUAUUAUCGCCUUUCCAUUUUGUGACGUUUAUGUUUGCUGAAAAAAAUGUACGAAAAACAAAAAAAAAUCUUUUUGUUUUUUUAACAUGAUUAAUAACUGCACAUGGAAUUGUAAACAGACGAAUGUACAGAAAAUGACGUCAGGCGUUCAACGGCAACACGUACGCUGCGCAAACAAGUACAGCGGAGAGUUAUUAUUGCGGUGUAGCUUUUUGAUAUUGUAAUACAUUAAAAUUAAUAAAACUAAAUCAAGAAAUAUGCCAUAAGGAACAACAAACAACUAUAUAUAUGUUUAUGUAACUUUAGAAAUUUACGGAAAUUCGAUCAUAAAUUCAUACAUGUGUAAGUAGACUACAAAAAAUUCUGCAAAGCUAUACAUUUUGCAUUACCCACACUAUGAGUGAUAUACUGUGAGUGAUAUGUAUUUUAUUUCACCUAUUAAAAACCAGAAUUUGAAUUUCAUUUGUAAGCAAAAACUAUUACAACAAUUUGACAGAGUUUAUGCUAAAUAACUGUGCGAAAUAUUGACAAAUUAAAAUAUACGGUUCAUAAAUGAAAUUUAGUCAAUUAUAUUAGCGUGAAGCAACAGUCAUGUUUGAAACGUUAGCUCAGUAGGUGUGGAUAACAGAUGUAGCACGUUCGAUUCUACAAGUAAAUAAACAUCUUUAAUACUUUUUUUCUCGUUUUGCUUAUCAUUUUAGAAUAUCAUAAUGUUAAAAAUAACGUUUAAUUGAGAAUUCACUAUACACGCUGUAUUAAAAACAUAACUUUCAAAUCGGCAUUUGUUUGUUUGUUUCAUUUUACGCCUUUUCCCAACAGUAUUUCAGUCAUAUAGGCGGGUAGUUCUCAACCAUCGUUCCUGGUGAGUUACACCAGUACUAGACUACCUUCCUCCGCGCUAAACUACCAAAGCAUCUCCCGGGGAUCGAAUCCACGCCAGAGAGGUUACUUGAUUAGAAGUCAUCGACCUUUGCAAACAUUCAUUAUUCACUGUAUAGCCAAAUUUAUGGUAGAAUUAAUUUGAACAGGAAAACUUAAAAACAGUAUUUUAAACAUGAAAUAUAAUAAAACGCUGUAAAUACACGUCUGCAGAUGUUUAGCAGAACAGGAUGGGCUAGAUACUGCACAAAGGAGUGUUGCGAUGUAAAUCUUUAUACAUAAUAAAGAUAUUUAAAUAUAUAUUGUCAUUUUGUAUCAGUACAUUCUACGGGCACUGUCGAGGAUCUGGCGAUGUUUUAUAUGUUCUGUUCACUGACCAUUUAAUCAGUAUGCAAUUGACAUGUUAAUGAAACCGGGAAAUAUUACAUUUUACUCAAAGUUUUACUGUUUAAAAAUGUUAUUCUGACAAAUGUCAGAUCAGACUAUUAUUUCUUUCCUCUUGUAGAAAGUGGGUCAUUCUGAAUUACAUCCUUAUUCUCUUUUUUAUAUACAAAAUGUAUAUUUACAAGAAAAAAAAUCAUAUUUUGGUAAUAUCUGACCUUGUAAUUAACAAAAUACGUAUUUAAGUAAAUACAAACAUCAUACAAAGUUCCCGUAUAUUACGAGUGUACGGAUGACGGUAUAUUAGUCAUAUACGAAUUGCAUGAUAUACGGUCCCGUACAUCUAAGUAUUCAAAUUUCACUUAUUUUUGCCUAUCAAUAAUAUUCGGAAUUCCGUAUCCUUUAUUGUAUCCAUAUAUUUUCCGAAGUGGUCAUAAUGGCGUAAAAUUCCGUUUAUAGCGGGAUUUUGACAAAGGGCGAUCGUUUUAAUGACAUAAAAAUUACAAACGCCCCGUGAUAGCGUGACUUUUAUCCGAAGGGGUUGGGGAAAUAUAAUCACAUGUACCGAAAAAAUUGAGUCGGUGACCCCCUAUUUUGUUUUAGUCAUUUAGACUAAGUAUACAUUUUAAAGUACGUUAAAAGAAACAAGAGGGCCAUGAUGGCCCUAGAUCGCUCACCUGACUUAUCAAACUAAUCCAAACAAUUACCUAGACAAGCAUUCUGACCAAGUCUCAUGACAGGCGAGUCAAAAAUGUGACCACUACAGUGUUAUCCAAUA